AUGUCGGCGCCGUAUUACAAGCCGCCGAUAGAUCCCUCCGUUGCGAAGGCGGCGGAGGCAGCGAAGAAGAAGAAGAAGGAGAUUGUGGUUUCGUCGUCGUCUGCGCUCGAGCUGGCGAGCGAGCUUGCGUCGCUGCGGGAGAAGUUUGAUCGUGAGAAGGCGCGGGUGGGGAAGACGAGGCAGCAGAGUCAGGCCGAGAUCGCAAAGCGGAGGAAGGAUGGGGAUUUGUUGAGGGGGGAGGCUGGAGGAGGAGGAGGAGGAGGAGGAGGAGGAGGAGGAGCGAAUAAGGGCGUUGAAGAGCGGAAUGCGAGAGAUUUGAAGUGGCGGGCGGCGCAGAAGAGGAAGACGGACGGUGAUGGGAUCAGGGAGGCGUUGGAGAAGAAGGCGAAGCGGUAUGAUGCGAUCAAGAGGGGGGAUUUCAGUGGAGUCAAUGUCGCUGAUUCGGCGCUUGAUAUCGAGCUCAUCUCUGUGCAUUCUUCUGACGAUGACGACGACGACCAGAGCGAAGACGACCGGCGCGGGCAACGACUAGCACCUGAGGAAGACGAGAUGGUCGAGUACACGGAUGAAUUUGGUCGGACACGGAUGGUCUCACGGUAUUUACUCCCGAAAGUCGCCGCGCUGGACUCUGAAGCGCAGGCAGCAGCAGCAGCAAAGGCUGCCCGCCCGGCGAACCUGAUUGUCGGCGACGUGAUCCAGCACGACGCGUUCAAGCUCGACGAGGACGAAGUGCGCGCGAUCCACGAGCGCGAGGAGAAAGAGCGGACGGAGGAGCAGGCGGUGCACUACGAUGCCAGCCGCGAGAUCCGGACAAAAGGCGUGGGGUUUUAUAAUUUCAGUAAGGACGAGGACGAGAGAGCGCUGGAGAUGGAGCAGUUGAAGAACAUGCGCGCGGAGACGGAGAGGAUGGUGCAGGAGAGCAAGGAGAUUCGCGAGCGGUGGUCUAGGAGACGGCGGGAGCGGUGGAGGAGGGUCGAGAAGGUGAGGAUGGAGAACCAGGGCGAGAAGUGGUUGGAGUCGUUUGUCGGUGGCCAGAAGUGA
Molecule: messenger RNA, 1041 nt
Organism: Myxozyma melibiosi
Lineage: Eukaryota; Fungi; Ascomycota; Lipomycetes; Lipomycetales; Lipomycetaceae
Exons: 1
Coding region: 1-1041 (346 amino acids)
Cellular component (GO): nucleus
Source: RefSeq, a predicted model, not a curated record